Molecule: messenger RNA, 7104 nt
Organism: Clupea harengus (Atlantic herring)
Lineage: Eukaryota; Metazoa; Chordata; Actinopteri; Clupeiformes; Clupeidae
Gene: cdhr1a
Product: cadherin-related family member 1a
Exons: 19
Coding region: 4228-6855 (875 amino acids)
Biological process (GO): homophilic cell-cell adhesion
Cellular component (GO): plasma membrane
Molecular function (GO): calcium ion binding
Source: RefSeq, a predicted model, not a curated record
UACAGAUCCUCAGUCCGUCGAGUGAGUCAAGGGUAUCAUGCCAACUACAUGGAAAUGGAACCUGAGGUGGUCACUUGUAAGGAGUGUUAUAGGUUGGAGGCAGAGUCUUCUGAAUUAAUUUCCUCUCUAGUUCUUCAUCAGGACGAUGGUCUGGAUUAUCAUGCUAAAUAUACAUUUUUAGUGUAUUUGUGACCUUAUUUUUGUUUAGCAACUAGCAAGAUCUAUUAGCCUAUUGCAAUCUUCUCUUAUGGUUCAGGAAGGUUCAAAACACAAACUCUCAAAGUAGAAUUCUUCAUAGGUGGAUUGUGAUUUUCUUUUUGUGUAUAUGUUAAGCAUUACACAAAUCAGAACUUGUGGAGUUCAGUGAAGUGAUGUCAUAGUUUGACCUUGCUUGUCACUGGCCAUGUGACCAGGGCAUGCAUGAUGGUGUGUGUUGACAUCCAGUCUAAGAGUUAAGUCCAGUCUUUUUCAUAGAGCCCCGGUCAAACAUAUAGCGGUGGCUGACUUGUACAGAGAGAUGACAAUCACAUGGUUAUUACGAUAAAAGCUUCAUACUUCAGAUUAAAGACGAUAUGCUCAUGUCCAACUCAGAUUUACACAGAUGAGAAUAUUUCUCAUAAAUAACUGAUUUAUUUUUUUCUCCCCAGACUCUUAUCUACGCUGUGACCCAACCCCCAAGGCUGUUGCAUGAAUGACGCACAAACUCUCAAUCUAUUCAUGAAAAUUUCCCCUGGGUCAGAGAAAAGCCCUGUCAUGGAGAAAACAAAAUACAUGUUUUGACAGAAUAUACUGGGGAUUACACCAUAUGGAAAUAAUAUAAUACGUCCUUAGAGCCUUAUGUUACAGCUGAUGUUGUACCCUGUAUAUUAUAUUUUGUGAAAAAGUUAACUCUGAGCUCUAAGUUGUAGCCAUGUUUCCAGUAGCAUCUCUGGGGCUAACAGAGGGAUGCUGUUCUCUUGUGUUUCCCGUAGACUGGCCCUCUGCACUACAAGAUGAUAGCGGAUUACAGCAGGGUAAUCUGCCUGCCAGCCAUCUGCCUGCUCCGCUAAAAUUAAACCUGAAAGCAGAGGCAUAGAAGUGCAUGUUGAUGAAGGUACGUUUGCAGGUGAGCCAUAUCAUGGCGCUAUAGUUGACCCGGCAACUGUAAUUGUCCAAUCAGUCAUGGCUUUGAAACAAAUAUGUCACAUAUCACUCAAUACAACUGGCCCCUGAUUUAGCAUAAGAGUACAUUACAAUGCAAUACAUUUAGUCCCCGGACAAACUGGAAUAAUAAGUGUGAUAAAAUUACUUCUGUUACAAAGUUUAAUGAUAAAUAUUCCAGCUCAAUUUUAUUUUGUCCACACAAUGUUUUGCUAUUUUGUCUUGACAAACAACAUUGCUUUAUCAAUACAAAAACUGUUAUUUAAAAUGCAAUCACAUUUGAAUAAAUUGGAAUAUUGAUCCUCAAACUGAGUAUGACAUAUAGGGGCUACUUUGCCAUUGUCAGAAUUUAGAAGUACAUUUUCAGCGAUCGGCUUUAGACAUACGACACAAUGUUGGGAAACAUGUUUUUUUUUUAUUUUUACAUUUUUUUUAAAUAUAUUUAUUGAAGGGUACGUUAUUAUACAGGAUAAAAAUAAAAUUUUCCUUCAUGCUUUCUGAAAAUUUUACAACAACAUAAACAACAAAAGCCAACAAUCCCCAACCUCCCAUUAGCCCCCCUCCCACUCACAAAUGUUGGGAAACAUGUUAAUGCAUUUCUCCACAUUAACAUGUUUUAUAUUUUGGUUUAUGGAAACCCCAUGUAUGUCAAUGGAUUUUUUAUAAAAUAUCUUUCCAUACAAUCCUUUACAAAAGUUCGACAUUUAGUGAUUUUAUCACAUAGAAAAUAUAUCUCCCUGUUUAUGAGUAUCAGUGAUUUUUGAACUAUGUUUUUUGUUAGGUCUUCUAAUUGCAUACUUCUAGAUGGUUAUGAUUAAUAACAGCAGUAACAAUAAUAGUUAAAGUAAAUAAAGACCUUUAUAAACAUGACAAGUUUUAAAACCCUUAAGAAGUAUGAUCACAAAUAUGUGAUUAGAAUAUUGCAAACUGAAGGUUCCAUUGAUAUUGUAAAGGAACUGAAGCCACCGCUUUAAAUAGCAGUCAGUGAAAAUUCUGGAAUGACUUGCUAAAAACUCACAUUUUGUGAUAGGCUCAGAGGGACAUAUACCUUUGCUGUAGAACUGUCUUCUAAUCCACCUGAUAUCUCCCAAAUCUCUUCUCUGUGUUAUCUAGUUGCCAGAAAAACAUAACCUUUCAGAAUAUUAGUUCUAUCCUGUUCUCGUCUUAAAGAUACCAUGCUCAUGUCAUCUGACUAUUCACCACAGAAAUGAUACUUGUGAAGUCCCUUUGUACACAAAGCUGGCUAAAAGUUGUUGCAUGUAGUCAAAUUCUUCUUCAAAGUGACCAUAGAGAUACAGUAGGCCUGGUUUCAUAGCAAAGUAACCCAUUUUCUCUUGCAAAAGCCUUCAUCCUACAGACAAGGAUAAAGCAAGGAUAUACUGUUCCAGAAAAUGUAAAAAAAAAAUCCAGAAGUUUGGUUGUUUUUUGCACAUAGCAUGUUACCAAGUGAUCAGUGGAAAGAAUGAACAAAGACUUUUGGUGGUGUACGAUUCUUGUGAAACAUGGUUAUUGUUUUGUAUUGUUAGAGGAAGACUUCCAAAUGUCCAUAUUCCAAAUAGCACAACCAAAGAUUUGUGACUACAGAUAUGCUAACAAGUGUCUAGCCUGGGAAAUAAGGGGGGAAGGCAAUAUGAUAACUAGUAGGACUAUCUUUUAUAUGUACAUACUAUAUGUUUAUGUAAAGAGUAUUUCUAGGUUCCUUGUUCCAUCAAACUGAAGCCAUAUUCCAGUAUUGUACCUUGUCUGUCAUGUUUAUUAAUAGCAUGUUCUGUACACUCUGGUCAUUAGGGUUUUAGUCCCAUAUGUGAGAGAUGUGAACCAGGGGAGAAGAGUCACUCUGGUCAUUAGGGUUUUAGACCCAUAUGUGAGAGAUGUUAACCAGGGGAGAAGAGUCACUCUAAUGCCCUACAUGAGUAAAAUGUAUAGACAUUUGAAUUCGCUUUUAUUCUGGCUCUAAUUGUACAUAUAACUUUCUUCCAGAAGAGAAAAACGUUAUUCCAAAUAAUCUGUCUUCGUGCUCUCAGUGUCAUCUGUAGCGAUGUCUAGUUUAUUAGGAUGUCAAAACAAGCAAAUAAUUGGUUAAUUGAUUGGAGGUUUCCUGAUUGGUUUAGGCAGACAGACCAUACUGGAAGUUCAGUUUAGCUUUGACAUAUGGAACAGUUUUCAACACAAUUGAAUCUGUAAAUUCUUAUCACCCAGUGAACACACCCAACAAACUAACAUACAUUGAUGCCACACUAUGACGGCACUCUAUUGAAAAAGUAGUGGAACAAGGAGUGAUAACACGCUAUCUGCUAUCGAAUAUAACCUUAUAAUACAUCGCUAGAACACUAUAAUAGCAGCACUGUUUUGAUGUGAUGAUGCUUGACAUUCAACAUUCAACAUGUUAAAUGUAAAAUGUUAAAGCAAUACCUUGAGCAAUCUAUGUUUACUGUGUUGGUGUUCAACACUGAACUAAUGGCUUUACCUUAGGGAUAACAGAUCAGUAUUGCAUUUGAAAUGUGUUAGUCAGAUCUUGUGAAUGUGUUGUAAAGAGGUCAAAUUAGUUACCAUAACAUUUCUACUAAAGCAUUUUACAAAUGCAGUCAUGUCUUUAGACAGGGUGAGAUCCAGAUAGGGAACAGGUCUGAAAGAGAAGACUGACAACAUGAAUAUGGACAGGCGAAACAAUUAGAAUGCACUUCCAAAAAUAUCUAGACAUACUGACAGAGCUUGUAACAACGAUUUUCUUAGAGCUUUUUGUGAUUACAUUAAAGGCAACAUAUUUCCACUACCAUCAAGCAAACUGUUAACCUUUAAUGACAUUUAACAUCUGGCAAGGCAAACAAUCUUGCAUUGCAAUCUUGCAUCUCACUUAAUGAUGUGUUUGAUGCACCACAACUGAAAUAAUGAAGUUUUCUUUUGAAUUCUUCAGGGACAGACUGCUGUGCUCUAAAAAUGUUCAAAGGGCUAAGGCGUGUCAUUGGAUUAGUCGCUUAGCAUAUGCCUUAGCUUCCCUCCGUCCAGCAGAACCACCUGCAGAGGGAAACGUGUUUAGAACUAGUUCUGUCCUAAUCUAGCUUAGAAUCCAUUGCUUCUUUCAGAAGGAUGACGAAUUUCAAUAACAUUGUUCCUUCUCUUCUCGUUGUAUUUGCCCAGUUCACCUUUGCAGCAACACAUCUUGAUUAUGCUCCAUAUUUCUUUGAUAAUGGGCCCAACAGUAACAGUGGUAAUCUGGCACUGUUUAGUCUCUCAGAAGACACGCCAGUUGGAACACAGAUAUAUAUUCUCAAUGGAACUGACCCAGAAGGUCAACCAGUUACAUAUGGACUGACCUUUGAACCAGGAUCCAAGGAAUUGUUUCGAGUUGAUCCCAAAUCUGGAACAGUUACCCUUAUUGAGGAGCUUGACAGAGAGGUGCAAGAUGAGAUUGAAGUAUUUGUCAGUAUUACAGAUGGGCGUAAUAAAGUUACUGAGAAGGUCCAAGUGUUUGUGAUGGAUGUCAAUGAUGAGAAACCACAGUUCCAGAAUCUGCCUGCAAUUUUGGAUGUUCGAGAGAGUACCAGACCUGGCAGCAGUGUCUACAAAGUAGAGGCUAUAGAUAAGGACACGGGCUCGGGUGGAUCCCUCACCUACUACCUCCAGAGCUCUGACGCAAAUGGGAAGUUUGGAAUAGACCGACACAGUGGAGUGCUACGCAUUAAACAGGGGGAGACCCUGGACUUUGAGAAGUCCACAACACAUUUUGUCACCGUGGUAGCAAAGGAUGGAGGGGGAAACUAUAAGGGAAAGUACCAGGUCCUCUCAUCGUCUUCUACUCUGACCAUCAAUGUUGUUGACACUCAGGACACACCCCCUAUCUUUGUCGGAUCUCCGUAUUUUGGAUAUGUUUAUGAAGUGUCAUCACCAGGCUCUGAAAUAUUCACAGUUUUUGCCAAAGAUGGAGACUUUGGGAACCCCAAUCCUAUCCAUUACUCUAUUGAUUCUGGUGCAGAUGCGGUCUUCAGCAUCAAUAAAACAAGUGGCUGCAUUAGCCUGCGUGCCUACCCUGCCCACCUGAGGAAAGAAAUGUUUCAUAUUAAAGUCAAGGCCUCAGAGGUGGGUCCAGAUGGAGAGUUAAUGGACUAUGCCAUCACCACGGUAACCAUACGAGUAGUGGACCUGAACAACCACCCUCCCACCUUUUAUGGAGAAAAUGGACCUCAGAACAUGUUUGAGCUUACAAUGUAUGAGCACCCCCCAGAGGGAGAAAUCUUGAGGGGGCUGAAGAUCUCCGUCAAUGACUCAGAUCAGGGAGCUAAUGCAAAGUUUAACCUAAGGCUGGUCGGGCCUGGACGGAUAUUACGUGUGGUCCCUCAGACCGUCCUCAACGAGGCCCAAGUCACCAUCUUAGUGGAGGACUCCUCUGCCAUAGACUACGAGAAAUCACAGUUUCUCACAUUUAAGCUGCUUGCAGUGGAGAUUGACACACCUGAGAGAUUCAGUGCCACAGCGGAUAUAGUGAUUCACCUACUAGACACUAACGACAACGCCCCCCAGUUCUCAUCAGAGUACUAUAUCGCUCGGAUCCCUGAAAACUCCCCUGGAGGAUCCAAUGUUGUUACAGUAACAGCUGAAGAUCCAGAUUCAGGCCUAUGGGGGGAAGUGAAGUAUUCUAUAUAUGGUGCUGGAUCAGACUUGUUCCUCAUUCAAUCGCAGUCAGGAAUCAUUUAUACUCAACCUUGGGCUAGCCUGGAUGCUGAAGUCAAGUCCAAGUACAAUUUCUAUGUAAAAGCUGAGGACAGAGAAGGAAAGUACAGCUUGGCUGAGGUCUUUGUAACCAUUCUUGACCUCAAUGACCACCCACCUGAAUUCAACAACAAUUUUUUGGAGACAACCAUGAUCAUUGGGGCACCAGUCAAAAUAGAGGCAAUUGAUGAGGAUGCGGAGGAGCCCAAUAACAUCAUUGAGUACUCCAUCAUGAAAACUGAGCCGGACAACAUCUUUGACAUUAAUGCUGACACAGGCGAGAUCGUGCUGAAGUCUUACAUCAAGUCCAUGGACAUCGUUCAGAACAUCACCAAUCAGAAAGAAUGUACGUGGUCUGUGGUGAUCCAGGCCAGAGACCGGGGGUCCCCAUCCUUCGUCACCACUACUGUGGUCAAGAUUGACAUCACUGAAGCAACUCAACUCAAUGGACCAUUCGCGUCCUUUUUAAUGCAAAGUAGAGACAAUCCCAUUCAAAUCCUAGGUAUGAUUGCCUGUGUCAUCUGUAGCAUGCUCGUGGCUACAGUCUUGAUCUCUACUAUCACAUUUGUGCGCAACAAAAAGUCAAACAAGAUCUUGCCUUCACGCCGCAUUAUACGGAGAAGGCCCAAGCACAGACAGUGGGGAUUCAAAGUUGGAGGAAACAGCGGAAAGAAUUUUGAAGUCAAAGACGAGCCUGAAAAUGUAGAGAACAUUAACUGUAACAAUAACGUCCACACACACUGCCACCUCCACCACCACCCACCCCCUCCUAUGUACCCCCCUCCUAUGCACCCCCCUCAUAUGCACCCCCCAGGCCUGCCCCCUCCACUCCCAUGCUUCUCCCGGCCAAGCGAGCGGCAGUGGGCUGGUACCCCAGUCAGCUCCAGUACAGUGGUUUUAAAGCCCAUGAAAAGAUUGAUUCAGACUAAAGAAAAUAAUGUGAACACAGCACUGGUCUCAGAGCUGAAGAUGAGACUUGAACAGAAAAGAAUGGCCAGCCAAUAUUGACUCUUCCUAAGCCUAUGAAUGCAUGCAGCUGUGGAGUGUGAUGGAUGUGGAGGAGGUGGUCCAGGGGUGUGAGUCGCUGAGGAUGAUCACCCAAAGGAUGGGUACCAGCCCAAAGGACAGCUGAAACCAGCCUGGAGGACUGCAGGCCUGCCUCAGCGGUCCAACCACGGCCCCCCCAUGUUUCUCACUCAAGCUUCCACUAGGAUGUCUGUACUCAACCAGGACAGGAGGAGAACCUUGUGUUGCUGG